Messenger RNA from Conger conger (European conger), 1367 nucleotides. RefSeq names its product DCN1, defective in cullin neddylation 1, domain containing 5 (S. cerevisiae) (gene dcun1d5). The transcript is spliced from 11 exons. The record is from RefSeq and is a predicted model, not a curated record. Gene Ontology annotation, cellular component: ubiquitin ligase complex. Lineage: Eukaryota; Metazoa; Chordata; Actinopteri; Anguilliformes; Congridae. The coding region runs from base 370 to 1071 and encodes 233 amino acids. Gene Ontology annotation, molecular function: cullin family protein binding; ubiquitin conjugating enzyme binding; ubiquitin-like protein binding. Gene Ontology annotation, biological process: protein neddylation; positive regulation of ubiquitin-protein transferase activity.
AGCUUCGUCUAACUAACGAUAGGAAGAACGGUAGAUGUGGUGAUUGGAUCUGAGCCCAACAAAGAGUAACGUUUUGUUAUUAAGUAGCUAGCUAACGUUAGCUAAUUGUAAAAUGACUGUAUAAUGCACGUUAGCUUCACACCCACCGUCAAUAAUGUGCCGUAAUCUAACCUGAAGUUAGCAACUCAAUGAAAUGCAGAAAAUCAGCGAAAAACUGGACAGCUAACCUUACCUAACUCGAAGCUGUCCGGACUGGCUGACAUUCAGGACGUAUCACAAACGCUGGACAAACUAAAUUUAAUAGAUUUGAAUGGACACAGGGGACAAAAAUACAUAGAUCCAAUCCAACUAUUUAAACCUGGUUCCGACAUGCCUGUGAAGAAGAAGAGAAAGUCUUCAGGUUCGGAGGACCCUGGCCUUAGGAGGUGUAAAAUUUCCAGCAGUUUUUGCAGGACACAAGCCCCUGGGAGGCUGAUGAAUCCUGAAGAUCACUUUUCCAGCAAGAAGUGCCUCUCCUGGUUUUAUGAAUAUGCAGGCCCAGAUGAGGUGUUGGGACCAGAGGGUAUGGAGAAGUUCUGUGAGGACAUUGGUGUGGAGCCAGAGAACAUAAUUAUGUUAGUCUUAGCCUGGAAACUAGAGGCACCAAAUAUGGGAUUUUUCACAAAGGAGGAGUGGCUAAAGGGAAUGACCUCUCUGCAAUGUGACUGUACGGAACGUUUACAAGGAAAGCUCGACUACCUGCGUUCUCAGCUCAACGACGCGGCAGCGUUUAAGAAUAUCUACAGAUAUGCCUUCGACUUUGCCCGGGACAAAGACCAGCGUAGCCUUGACAUGGACACUGCCAAGUCCAUGCUCGCUCUGAUCCUAGGGAGGACGUGGCCCCUCUUUCCAGUUUUCCAUCAGUUUUUGGAGCAAUCCAAGUACAAAGUGAUGAACAAGGACCAGUGGUACAAUGUCUUAGAGUUCAGCAGGACCGUCCACGUGGACCUCAGCAACUAUGACGAGGACGGUGCCUGGCCUGUGUUGCUGGACGAGUUUGUGGAGUGGCAGAAGGCCCGUCUGUCAUUAUAGCGGGAGAGAGGCACACCUGAGCGAUUUUUCACUCUGGACAAAAUGGCACACCUACAAGAACUGUUGCAGCAGCACCUCUGCCACGAUGGAUUCAUUGCCCAAAAGAGACUUUUACAGUGUUAAUUUAAACAAAAGGGGAACUGCUUUGUUUUGCAUCUGUCAUCACAAUUACAUAACCAGCAUUGUAAGAUCUGCUGGGAAUUUUGUUUCCUCAUUUUUUUCCCCCCUUUCAUUUUUGAGUCUUACUUUUGUUUAUAGUGUUUUCAGAAGGAAAAUAAAGGAUGGAGUUGUACCAA